This is a messenger RNA of Klebsormidium nitens, 1394 nucleotides long. The record is from the annotation of a GenBank genome assembly. NCBI's taxonomy places the organism in Eukaryota, Viridiplantae, Streptophyta, Klebsormidiophyceae, Klebsormidiales, Klebsormidiaceae.
CUUCAGCUCAGAUCUCUCUGCCAAGGCCCAGAUCUUACUCAGUUGCUGUCUGGACCUUGGGGAGGUCAAGAAGCGCCUUGUCUUCGUGGAGCAUCAUCUGGAAGAAUCUGCUACCUGGGGCCGUCUGAACGGAGCGCUCUUUUGUGAACGCCAGGUUAAACUUUCAUUGCUGCACUUUUUUCUCGUGGCAGUUUUCAACAAAACGGUUGUUGACUUCCACUACGACGUGUGUGGCAAGUGGUUGAGGAAACGGCGAAUCGCACACAUCUACACACUCUCUGUAUUGCCACAGCAACAGAACUUUUUUAAAGCGAUGUCGGGGGCAAUAGGCUUACAGUCCUUGGCCUCAAGAGCGAGCCUAUCUGGAGCUGUCCUGGGAGACUCUGGGAGGAACUGCAGCUGUGGAGCAGAAGCGAGCGGUCAGACCCCAAGUUUUAGUGCAGUUCACUAUGGGGGUUCUAGGCAUCGCAUGGAUAAGGCGCAGGGGUUCAAAAUUUCAAGGCACCCAACACCGUCGAUUGGUGCCCGGAUGAGCAGUUUCGCAGGCACGAGGAUGCGGAGCCCAGGAGUCGCAUCUGUUAGAAAAGGCAUCAGGGGAGCCGCUCAACAAGGUAGGGCUCAGGUUGUCAUGGAUGUCGAAGGUGUCCCGCUGACCGAAGAAAAUGUGGAGAAAGUAAUGGACGAGAUUCGGCCGUAUCUCAUGGCCGAUGGAGGGAACGUUGAGCUAGUGGAGAUCGACGGGUUGACCGUAAGGCUGCGGCUUCAGGGGGCUUGCGGCUCCUGCCCCAGUUCCACCAUGACCAUGAAGAUGGGGAUUGAGCGGCGGCUCAUGGAGAAGAUUCCGGAAAUCCAGGCGGUGGAGCAAGUUUUGGACGAGGAAACGGGGCUGCCGCUGACGGACGAGAACGUGGAGAAUGUCUUGUCCGAGAUUCGGCCUUAUCUGGUGGGGACGGGUGGCGGCGAGCUGACCCUUGUUAAGAUUGACGGGCCUGUUGUGAAAGUUCAAAUUGAUGGGCCCGCAGCGAAUGUGAUGACCGUAAGGGUGGCGGUUACGCAGAAGCUUAGGGAAAAGAUUCCAGGAAUUGCCGCCGUACAGUUGCUGUAAUUGGUUGUAGCCUGUUCCAGGUGCUUUGGAGCUACGUCUAUGCAAGCUCUUUGCUAUUUGUUUUGAGGCGGUCAUGCUUCUUUUGAUAUUCUUUGUUAGGAGUUAGAUAAGCUGCGGCAUCAGAAUCGUAUAAGAGCGGAGGCUCGAAGACGGUUGUCUACCUGUACCGUUCAGACAACCGGCUUAGAUAUAGUCGGGUAUCACCAUCAAGUUGGUGCAUUAUAUCUUUGUUUUCCGGAUCCGAUUCCAUAAACACUCCUCAACUUUUCUAUCACAUGAGCAGACCCGA